This is a messenger RNA of Tribolium madens (black flour beetle), 1388 nucleotides long. RefSeq names its product transcription initiation factor IIA subunit 1 (gene TfIIA-L). The transcript has a single exon. Bases 210 to 1139 code for a protein of 309 amino acids. Gene Ontology annotation, biological process: transcription by RNA polymerase II; transcription initiation at RNA polymerase II promoter. Gene Ontology annotation, cellular component: transcription factor TFIIA complex. The record is from RefSeq and is a predicted model, not a curated record. Lineage: Eukaryota; Metazoa; Arthropoda; Insecta; Coleoptera; Tenebrionidae.
AUUUGGCGCAUGCGCCCCUGAUUCGAUCGCGUCCUGUCCUUACCUAAAAAUUUUCCUCGCCUUCAUUUUCCAUCAAAAUGUCGGCCAUCUGAUUUCCCUAACCUCAAAAGUGCAUAUGUGCUCUAGAAGAUGCGAUUAUCGUCCACUUCCGCUCCCCUCAGCCAUUCAUAAUCGCUUUCUCAACAUUUUAAGUGUGUGAGCCCCCGGCCAUGUCGAACUCCCUGUGCAAGACUUCGGUGCUCCGCAUCUACCAGGAGGUGAUCGACGACGUGAUCAGCGGCGUCCGCGAGAUCUUCCUCGAGGACGGCGUCGACGAGCAGGUCCUCCAGGAGCUGAAGCAGACCUGGGAGACGAAACUCAAGGCCAGCAAGGCGGUGCAGACCGAGGAGGAGAAGGCGAAGAAGGCGGAGAUGGGCGCCACGAACGGCUUCCCCAAGCAGCACGUGCAGCCGGCGGCGGCGGCCCCCGUGGGACAGCUCCCCGAGACGAAGAUGGUCCCCAUCCAGAUCACGCUCCCGGCGCAGCCCGGCAGCGACCAGGGCCCCCGGAUACUCACCAUCCAGGUCCCCGCGACGGCGCUGCAGGGCAACCAGCUGCAGAAGGUCCUCACGGGGCAGAUCAUCACCGGGAUGAUGAACCUCCCGGCCAACAUCGCCUCCUCGGUGCUCCAACAGCACGUCAACGCCGUCUUCAACAGCCAACAGCAGCAGAUCGUCACGAUUGUCAACAGGAAUAUCGCCCAGACGGACGGGAACCACGACGAGGAGGAACAGAUCGAAAUCGAGUUUGUUUUGCCCAAGAAGAAGGUGCCCCAGGUGGACGGCCCGGUGGACACCUCCGACGACGAUGAGGACGGGUCGGAUGACGAUAAUGACGACGACGAUAUCGACGAUGAGAAGGACGAGGAGGACCAGGAGAUGGAGGAGGAAGGGGGCGAGGAAGAGCCCCUCAACUCCGAAGAUGAUGUCACUGAUGAUGACCCAACUGAUUUAUUCGAUACUGAUAACAUUGUCGUUUGUCAAUAUGAUAAAAUCAUAAGGAAUAGGAAUAAGUGGAAAUUUUAUUUGAAAGAUGGGAUUAUGAACUUGAGUGGACAAGAUUAUGUCUUCCAAAAGGCUAAUGGUGAUGCGGAAUGGUAAUUUUUUUGUGAAAAAGUUGUUUAUUUUUUAAGUCACUUGCACGCAAAACACGUCACUUAUACUACGGAGCCCCCGGGUCCGACUUAAGUUAUUGAAUUUUUUUAUGUAAGUGGGAGAAUAGCCUGAAUUGUAGAUUUGUGUUAUCCAUUAUAAAUGUAACUAAUCAUAGGCGUUUAGAUUAAUCGAAAUUUUUACUAUGUAUUAUCAAUUAUCGAUAGCCGUUUGUGAAUAAAACUAUUUUUGAAGUUA